Messenger RNA from Betta splendens (Siamese fighting fish), 1284 nucleotides. RefSeq names its product RAD1 homolog (S. pombe) (gene rad1). The transcript has 7 exons. NCBI's taxonomy places the organism in Eukaryota, Metazoa, Chordata, Actinopteri, Anabantiformes, Osphronemidae. The record is from RefSeq and is a predicted model, not a curated record. Gene Ontology annotation, cellular component: checkpoint clamp complex; nucleus. The coding region runs from base 145 to 984 and encodes 279 amino acids. Gene Ontology annotation, molecular function: 3'-5' exonuclease activity. Gene Ontology annotation, biological process: DNA damage checkpoint signaling; DNA repair.
ACGAGUUGGUGAAUUACACAUUUGGUGUUAUCUUAAGUGUUUUACAUCUAAUAAGCUGAAUGGUACGAAGUUUAUCUGUGACAUUUGCCUUGGUGUUACGUUGUUAAUAAUCGAUACGCUUAUAACGUUAAGUACAUUGCCAGAAUGCCUCUGUCCACCCAGUCUCAGGCGGAUGAUGAACAGUACGUUUUAGUGGCCAGUCUCGACAAUGCUCGCAAUCUCUCCAACAUACUGAAAGCUAUCACGUUCAAAGACCACGCCAUCUUCAGCGCCACACCCAACGGCCUGAAGGUGACAGUGGAGGAGUCCAAAUGUCUACAGGCCAACGCCUUCAUCCAGGCUGAGAUCUUUCAAGAGUACACAAUUCAGGAAGAUCUGGUGGGUUUUCAGGUCAAUCUUACUGUUCUGUUGGACUGCCUCAAUAUCUUUGGAGGAAGCACAGUUCCAGGAGUAUCAACAGCUCUGCGGAUGUGUUACAAGGGGUACGGUUACCCUCUCACUUUGUUUCUGGAGGAGGGUGGUGUUGUGACUGUUUGCAAGAUCAACACACAAGAACCAGAAGAACCAAUUGACUUUGAGUUCUGCAGCACCAAUGUCACAAACAAGGUGAUUCUGCAGUCAGAGAGUCUAAAAGAAGCCUUCUCUGAACUGGAUAUGACCAGUGAGGUUCUACAGAUUACCAUGUCUCCUAACCAGCCAUACUUUAGGUUGUCAACAUUUGGAAACUCUGGAAAUGCUCAUUAUGAUUAUCCCAAAGACUCGGAUAUGAUGGAGCUCUUCAAAUGUAACACUACACAAACCAACAGGUACAAGAUGUCCCUGCUAAAGCCGUCAACCAAAGCCCUGGCUCUAUCCUGUAAGGUUUCUGUGAGGACCGAUAGUAGAGGCAUCCUCUCUUUGCAGUACAUGGUCAGGAAUGACGACGGACAGAUCUGCUUUGUGGAAUAUUACUGUUGUCCUGACCAGGAAGGGGAGGAGGAGUAACAGCGGCCCAGCAUCUGAAACCCUUUUGUAAAAGCACUUUACUUUCCCAUUGUUUGCUGCUAGGGAGAUUUGUUUGUGUGGUUUAGUUUGUGUCCAAGUGGUUUAAAUAACUAUACCCGAGACGUGUGUACAUACAGUGAUGAUCUUGUGGCAGAAACCAGUCAAAUGAAUGGAUACAUUUUUUUUACAUGUGUUAAGUCUACUGUUGUCUAAUUUCCUUCUGACUGUUUUAAUAACCACUUAGCCACUGAACUGUCCAUACUUAUUCACACUUUUCAGUAAAAGUAGAAAGACUCAUGA